This is a messenger RNA of Seriola aureovittata, 7201 nucleotides long. RefSeq names its product E3 ubiquitin-protein ligase DTX1-like. Gene Ontology annotation, biological process: protein ubiquitination; Notch signaling pathway. Gene Ontology annotation, cellular component: nucleoplasm. NCBI's taxonomy places the organism in Eukaryota, Metazoa, Chordata, Actinopteri, Carangiformes, Carangidae. Gene Ontology annotation, molecular function: ubiquitin protein ligase activity; zinc ion binding. The record is from RefSeq and is a predicted model, not a curated record. Bases 526 to 2775 code for a protein of 749 amino acids. The transcript has 12 exons.
GUUGAACCUGUUCUGCUCUUUCCCGGGUUGGAAAGUCGUUACUACCGAGGUUGCGCUGUUGGAAGCCACUACUUUCUCAACAUUUCGGUUUACUAGGCCCCGGACUACGGGAUAAAAACCACACAUUAGUUGUUAUCUACACACUGCCGAGGCUGGCUCUGCCGUGAUUCAUGUGCUGGUAGAUGUUUCUCUCGCCCCACAAGAAGUGACCGCGGACGAGCUGGUGUUUAAAGGUAUUUUCCCUACACCGAAGGGAUUUCUUCCACCGUGGCAGGAAUCCCAUAAAGCGAAGAGGCCGUCGGCUGGAAACAAAAACGACUCGCCGAAGAAGCUAUCCGUGUGUCGGUUUCUAAGACCGCUUUAUUGUCUGUUUAGUCAGUGGAUAUUUUUGACAUCGUGUUAAUGUUCAAACAAAGACCAUCGAGCAAAGACCGUGAUUUCCUUCUCCCCCUCACCAUGCGAGGAGUUCGGAUCUUCGUUGAAGAAUGUGUCGCUGUCUCCCAGCGUUAGCUCAGCCGCGGCUCCAUGGCCAGCGGUAACAACAUGCUCCUGGCCUCUGCCGUGGUGGUGUGGGAAUGGAUGAACGAACACGGCCGGUGGCGGCCCUACAGCCCCGCCGUCUCCCACCAGAUAGAGGCGGCCAUCCGGAGCAGCGACCCCCGCGGAGGGAGCGUGGUCCUCGGCCAGGUGGACAGCCGACUCUCGCCGUACAUCAUAGAUCUCCAGUCCAUGCACCAGUUCAGACAGGACACAGGAACCAUCCGUCCGGUGCGGAGGAGUUUUUAUGACCCAGCCUCGGCCCCGGGUCAGGGCUGGCAGUGGGAAUGGGAAAAUGAUGCAGGUACAUGGACGCCCUAUGACAUGGAGGUGGCCAUAGCCAUCGAGAGCGCCCACAACCGCCAGCAGCCCUGCCUUGACCUGACACCACUCGGCUUCUGCUACUUUAUUGAUUAUCAGAACAUGACACAGGUGAACAGACAGAGCCAGAGAUGUCGGAGGAUCCAGAGGCGUGCUGACAUGGCCUACCCUUUAGUGUCUGGUCCUCUCCCUGUUCCCAAAGGAGGAGGUGUAGGAGCAAGUGGAGGGCUAACAGGAGCCUUGCUGGGUGUUGGAGUGUCAGGGGCCAGCAUGGGGAUUGGAUCCGUCUAUCCUAAUGGAGGCUUACUGGCUACUGGAUUGGGCCAGCCUUGUUCCUGCCAGCAGUGCAUGCUGGUCCUUAGUGUGAAGACCAAUACAGGAAGAGCAGGGGGAGGAGCUGCAGGGUUACAGACUCUAGGUAGACGCUCGCUAACCAUGCAGCGACCUAAGAACUCAGCCUCCAAACCUCUAAGUCCGUCUAAAUCGGCCACACUGGGACGAGGACAGCCUCAGAACUCCAGCUACUAUCAGACGCUGCCGCACGGCCUCGCCAUCUCCAAAAACACUGCCUCACCAAGAAGGAACGCUCAGCUCUUCGCUCAGUCGCUGGCUGCCCUCACCACUUGCACGUCCUCUCUGGGUAUCUCCUCGUCUUCCGUCAGGCCGCCUCCCCCAUCCCUCCCACCUCCUCAGCCCCCAUCAUCCAACCCAAAUUUGAACCCUCCGUCCAUUCCGGCCAAGCACUCUUCAUCUUCAGCCGGUGAAUCAGUGCCGACUGGUACAUUAAUUACCCCUGCCAGCAAUGUGACCACACCCCCUUCUCCAGUGCCAUCUCCGUCGCCAAUGGUGAUGAAGCCGCAACGCAUGGUGUCGUCCACGGCAACAGUGUGCCAUGCCCCGUUGCCACAGAGAUCCAGCUUAGCCGGGCUGAGCAGACCAGCGUUACAGAGGAUUGCCAUGGCCCAGUCCAGAGCACUCAUAGCAUCAGGUGUGCCCACCGUCCCAGUGAAGAACCUCAGUGGAUCCAGUCCUGUUCACCCUGCGCUGGCCGGGAUCACAGGAAUUCUGAUGAGUGCCGCCGCUCUGCCCGUGUGCCUGACGAGGCCUCCUAAACUUGUGCUGCAUCCUCCGCCCGUCAGCAAGAGUGACAUCAAACCAGUGCCAGGCUUUGGACACUGUUGCAGGAAGACCACCAAGAAACAAGCUCGCAAGGGUAAAACUCCAGAGGAGGUGGUGAAGAAGUACCUGCAGAAAGUCAAAAGUCCACCAGAGGAGGACUGUACCAUUUGUAUGGAGCCAUUGGGGGGUCCAUCUGGAUACAAAGGUCCAGGGGUGGGGCCUGUUUCCAGGGCAGAUUCAGUUGGGCGACUUGCACAGUGUGGACACCAGUACCAUUUCCAGUGUCUGGUGGCUAUGUAUAAUAAUGGCAACAAGGACGGCAGUCUUCAGUGUCCCACGUGUAAAACCAUCUAUGGUGUAAAGACAGGCAACCAACCGGCAGGGAAGAUGGAGUACCACGUCAUCCCUCAUUCUCUACCAGGGCACCCUGACUGCAAAACCAUACGCAUCAUCUACAACAUCCCACCAGGCAUUCAGGGACCAGAGCAUCCAAACCCAGGGAAGCCCUUCACGGCCAGAGGCUUCCCCAGACACUGCUACCUCCCAGACAGCGAGAAAGGACGCAAGGUACUGAGGCUGCUCCUGGUAGCAUGGGACCGCAGAUUGAUCUUCUCAGUUGGUACAUCAAGCACUACAGGAGAGUCCGACACCGUCAUCUGGAACGAGGUCCACCAUAAGACAGAGUUUGGCUCCAACCUGACGGGCCACGGAUUCCCCGACCCCGGACACCUCGACAACGUCCUGGAAGAGCUGAGAGCUCAGGGCAUCACAGAGGAUGAUGGACUGAUGGAAAAGUGAAAGGACAUAACGGCCAGCAGAGAAGGAGGAGACAUCAGUGAGAGAGCAGUUGAGGCUGGACGGGUGAACCAGGAGAAGAGGAAGAGAAGUGGGGCCUCACCAUGAAAAUAACAGUGAGGAAAAGAGGAGGUCCUGAACUGAGAAAGACUCUCUCUGCCAGCACUUAAAAUGAGUGCAGGGGGGACAUUUCUGGUUGUACGAGACAUUGAUUAUGUUUUGCAAAAGUGACCACUUUUCAAGGUGUUGAUUGAGUCGGCGUUGGGUUCACCUGUCAAUGCAAGUCUGUCCAAAUUUCACAGUUUUCAAACAAGCACAUCAACAGAAGUGGGAGUUUGAGGAAGCAUCAUCACAGAAAGGAAAACAAUGCACAGGAGGAAUAUAAGAAAUCAGAAGGAGAAUGAGGGCACUCACGGUUUCAGCUACUAAACAGCUAGGUACUAAAUGUCGCAAAGUGUGAAUGAAUCGGUACUAAUAUUAAGGUCAAAACAAGUUUACUUUACUGAGAGAGAGAGAGUAAUAUAAAAGAAUGGUAAAAUGUCAGAGCAGUUCAGUAGAAAAUGGGGAUUGAAAGGACAAAGAGAAAGAAGUUGGAGCAGUGGGGGAGGUUACGGGAGGGAGCAGAACAGGAAUAAUGUAGCAGAAAGAGCCAAUGAUGGUGAAUGAAUGUAGUAUAGGGUAGGAGUAGAGUAAAAUUAACUUGUAUGGUACUGUUCAGGUACUUUUAGCUAUUAAUAAAAACAAGGAAACCAAGAGUGACGACAGGAGACAGACGAUGUGCUUCUUGCCUGCUUGGGGUUGAAGUUUAGUGCUGUUGCUCCCUCUUGUGGUUUUUCUGAUUAACUACACCUCCGCCUGUAAGCUAAUGGAACAAAUCCAAUUGUUACUUUGAGUUAUCCACCUGUGUUACUUUUUUAUCGGUACUAUAACCCUCAUGUAAUGUCAUUCCUUAUGUUACCUCUUACUUUUGACUCAAUGGUUUUCUGUAAUAGGCGUUGUUUGUUUCUGAUUGUUUGUGAAAUGCCAAAAGACCAAACUAAGGCCUCGUCAUUUGGGCCUAUUACUAUUGAGCCACUGUGGUACAAGUUAACCUUAGAUUCACAGGAACCAGUAUUUACAUCUGUCUUUAUUGUAUAUUUGUCCCUUUUGAUGGUUAACGUGGUUUCAUUGGAUAUAGAUGCUGCUGUAUCCCAUCAACAGUGGGAUACCAGUGAGAAAAUACUGAGGAUGUGAUGAAGGUGAUUGCCUAGAAUCAAGCUCUGAGAAUUCGCUUCAAGGCCUCAGUGUUAAGUUCCUCUAGUUGAAUGAGCUUCACUGUGUGUAAAACCCCAGACCAAUGAAGAGCCAGAAAGCCCCUCAGAUUGAGCAGAGUGUUAGAAGGCUCAGGAGGGUGGAGAGCACAAGAGAGGUCACGACCUGGUCUGCACAAGCAGAAAAAACACAUUUCAAAUCAAUUUAGCUUGGUCCUGGUGGGAUUGGUAAAACUUUAAUCUGUGGUUGUCACUGACUAGUUAGUAUUACAACACAACACUCACCAUCAAUAUGUCACCCACAAAAAAUAAGACCAUCGUUGGGACUUUUUCAGACAACAGACAACUUUAAAGGUUCCAUAUUAUAUGCAUUUAAACUCCCGUCUUUGUGUGUAAUCACAGACAUUUAAUGGAGAGACUCUGAAUCUGACCCAUUGAAGUGUUACGUGACUCCCAGCUUUGAUUGGCAUGAAAUUCUUCUGGUUAAAUCAUUGGUACUAAAGGUUAAGAACUGUGUUAGAAAAUAUCUGGUCCUUUGAUAUAAAAGUCAAAGCUACAAGCUCGUGUACUUAAAAACAAGAUGGACGCCCACGGUACGUUUCAGCCAGAAACAUCUAAUCACUGAGAUUCAAAUUCUGUCAUGUGAGCUGCUAACAGCAGGCUAUAAGUAAAGUCUUAAAAUCUGCUUUAAUUGUGGGUGAAAUCUGCAACUAUGAUGCUUUUGUUCUCAACAGUAAUGACGAAGCUUUUUGAAGUGGUUACCUCUAAGAUUUGUACCUCGCACUGGCCUCUCCUCCAUGGCAAUGGCAGCCGAGGAUCAGGGGUAUUGUAGUAUGUAUCAUUUAAAGAAAUAUGGGGAGUACAGAAUGGCCGCCAGCAUUUCACGACUCAUUAACUUCAGGAAAUAUAUCAUACCUGAAUUUGCUUUUGAUUGGCUGCCAACACUAAAGAUGUAACUGUAAUCUAUCCAAUCAGGCCUCCACUCUGGAUUUACCUCAUUUGACUCAGAUGGGCUGAGAACAGCAGCUCAUCUGAACCUCUAAAUGAGAUUUAGUAUUGUGAGUAUGUUUGUCAGUUUAGGACAUUUAAUUAUUUUAGAUUAUUAUUCCUCUUGGUAAACAUUUUCAGGACAAAGCAUCAUGAAAAGCCUUAUUUUUAGCCACAGAAGUGGAGUGUAUGCAAAAACAACAGAAAGCUUUCUAAUAUGGGGCCUUUAAUCUAUGACUAAUCAAUAAGACAUUCUUAUCUCAGCAACAUUGAUAACAACUUUUCUUCUAAGCUCCUCAUCCACCAACUGAGAACACACUGCCCAUUCUCUGGGUUGGCUCUUUAAAUGGCCCCAUAUCACAAUAGCCCCCUUUACACAGCCUGUUCAAGGCCGGACUGUUGAGCAUGUACUCUGCCUCACCGUUCUGUAUGAAAGUUACAAACACAGACACAGAAUUGGGGGGGGGGGGGUUCUGUCUUUAAGCAGAGGUAUUCACAGAGUUGAAUCAACGUCUUCUAAAAGAGACAGAUGCUGCUGUUGUUUUAUUAAACAUUAUGCCUUUGACUCUGGAACCAGCAUGUUAUAUAUGUGAAAUCACACACGGGGGCAGGAUUAAGCUGCCGAGCAAAGGCACCAUAAUGAAGGGUCUUCUUCAGGGCAAUACAACAGGGCCUCUGUGUAAAAGGGGCUAAUGUCACAAGGUGUGUGUGUCUGUUUCCUCUUUGGGACUUUUUCUGGUAUAAACACUGACCCUGUUGGGACCAGUAGUCCUAAUGUGGACCAAAGCCCAGUCAUGGUUAAGGUAGGCUGUCCACAAUGAAUGGAAGUCAAUGCAAUGUCCUAACAAGGACAACUGUGCAGACUUGUGGGUAUUUGUGGAAAAGAGAAUCUGUGUACUGUGUAUACUACCAACAUGUUCCCAGUUUAGGAUAUUAUUUGUGUAGUACAUAGGGUUGCCGUCAUCUUCUAACUCUGGUGAUGAUUGAUGAUGGUAUUCCCUGUACAGUAACUUCUUGAUUGCUUUUUAACAUGAACUGUAGUUAUACUUUUAGCAUUUUCUUGACACUAUUAUAGAAUAAUUUUCCUUUUUUUCAUUUUGUACAAUUAUGUUUUUUAGUAAUUAUACCCAUUUCAUUUGGUACAAUCGGCUUUCGAAGACAGUUAAAUACAAUGUCUUUUUGAAUUUGAAUUGUGUACAGACGUUAAGCCGAUUUUAAGAUGAAUUCAUCUUUUCUUUGUAAAAGGAAUUUGACGGUAGACUUUUAUCUGAUUGUUUAACAUAAUGAAUUUUAAUAGCAAGUCAAACUUUUGUACACUUGCUUUUUCUGUGAGGUAAAGAACAACUUCAUUUUUUAACAUAUCACCUGUCCCGCUACUGGUCUGCACUGAGCCUUUCUGCCAACUGCAGCUCUCAGCAUUUGUGACCCUGGUCUCGUGUCCGAUCUUCUUUAACCAUAGAAUGGCUCAAGUGCAGGGGACAUGAUGAAAAUGACAAAAAUGUUACAAAAAUCAUUUCCUCUUGUGGUGUAGGAGUUUUGUCACGCCAUCGACCCAAACACUGCAGUGACUCGGGAAAACACUGAUUUUGUAUCAUCACUAAGUCACUGAUUUUAAUUUGUCUUUGUGUUAUUAAAAAAAAAAAGGAUUUGAUUUCUAAACUGAACAAGAAAUUGUCAUAACUACAUUUAUUGCUUUUGCUCUGGACUUGCUAAAUUGAAUGAAUAGAGACUGAUUCACCAUGAUUUUGUUAUUGUGGGGUUAAAAGUGUUCUAGUCUCUAUGACUGGACAAAUUAUCAGCAUGUAUAUCUUGUCUUUGGAGGAAAAUAAUGUCAGUUGGUUUAAAGGCUUUGAUCCACGCUGUGCAGUGUCUGAAACCAUGUGAGCAAUGUAGCAAAGAGCUAUUACCAGUGACUCACCAUUUUCCAGUUUUUUCCCUUCUCCAAAUGUGGAUUUCUCUCCCAUCACUUUUUCCCAUCAGGUAAUAUCACCCCCAGAUGUCUGUGGAGAAGGGCCGUCCGUUGUCGUCUCGUCUGUGAGGGGAGAGUGGGUAUGAGGUUGUCACAGGGGUUCCUAUGAGAAAGAGAGUGUCAAAACCUGUGAUAUGAAAAGCAAAGUGUAAAUAAUGCAAAAUAAAUGCUGGAGUAUGAAUGAUUAAUACAAGAAAAAAAUAAAGAAUGAAUGCAACUUAAA